CGCUUUGCUAAACCCACGUCUUCUCCCCGCCGUCCGCCCCGCUUUGCGUCUUCGUGUACGGAUACACCUGCUCGCCGUUUCUGACGUUUCUCCGUUCCCAGACUCAACCGGAAUGGACGACUUUGACUUGCUCAACGCGCCCGCCGCCGGGAACGGCGUCGGCUCGGAGGAGGACCCCGCCGCCGCCUUCCUGGCUCAGCAGGAGAGCGAAAUCGCGGGGAUUGAAAACGACGAGGGCUUCAGCAUCCUGGACGGAGGAGAGGUGCCCCCCUCCCUGGGAGACUCCGGCGAUGGUGUUAUCAACGGAGACAUCCACGGGGAAAGCAACGGUCCAUCUGAUGCGUAUGCAGCCAUUUCUACUGCAGACCGGCUGCAGGCUGAGCCUGAGAGUCUGCGCAAAUGGAGGGAGGAGCAAAGAGAGAGGCUGGAGGUACUAGAUGCUAACUCGCGUAAGCAGGAGUCUGAGUGGAAGGAGAAGGCCAAGCUGGAGCUGGAGGAGUGGCACGCCAGGCAGAACGAGCAGCUGGAGAAGACCAAGACCAACAACAGGGUUCUGGAUGAAGACUUCUACAAGCAGCCCUUCUCUGAGCUCAUUGGUUAUGUCACACACAUAAACCAUCCUUGCUACCGCCUAGACCAGGCGGCCGAGGAAGCCAUGAUUUCAGACCUGGACGAGAACAACCCCGGCACCGAGUGGGAGCGGGUGGCCCGGCUCUGCGACUUCAACCCCAAGUCCAGUAAGCAGGCCAAGGACGUGUCCCGCAUGCGCUCCGUGCUCAUCUCCCUGAAGCAGUCCCCCCUGGUCCGCUAGGCCGUCUUCCACCCUCCUCCCUCCACACAUCCAUUCAUCUGCUAACAUCAAGAGAACGGUCCUGCCCCCCCCCCCCCCCCCCCCCCCCCCCACACACACACACACACACACACACACUUUAAAGCUUGUAUGAAGAACCCGUUCGGCCCGGUUCUGUGGUUUCACUGUAGAUUUGGUGUUGGGACACUAAAAGGGAAGGUUCCUGUUUGUUUGUGCUACACUUCUAACAGCAAAAGCCCCCAAAGUGUUUUUUAUGUGUGGUGAUGUCAGAGCCAGCCGGAGGGGGGGGUCCAGAAACGGUCAUCUGCCUGUCCUUCACACACCUGUCCGGUUUACCUUCUUUAAAAAGCUGUCCAAAGUUGUGUUCUUGUUCUCUGAGGACCAAACUCCAGCAAAACUCCAAAUGCUGUGUGUGUAGUGUGUAGUAGCAGUUUGUGGCAUGUUGUUCCAAUCUAUGCAUUUGAAUAUUGAAGCCUCUGUUCUCCCGUCACAACUGAACAAAGUCCAGCCAUUACAUGUUUGUGUGUGUUAAAACCUGAGUAGUGUGUACUUUAUGAGUGUACCUAUGUACAUAUGCAGAAUAUAUACAGUAUAUAGAACAUGUCACUGGAACAGAAGGCCAGACUGACCAGAGUGUUCAUCGUCCAUUUGAUUUCAAUCUCAGAAUGAAGUAAACUGCUGUACUGUUCA
Oryzias latipes (Japanese medaka) is the source of this 1501-nucleotide messenger RNA. The record is from RefSeq and is a predicted model, not a curated record. NCBI's taxonomy places the organism in Eukaryota, Metazoa, Chordata, Actinopteri, Beloniformes, Adrianichthyidae.